Messenger RNA from Nilaparvata lugens (brown planthopper), 1443 nucleotides. RefSeq names its product cytochrome b5. The record is from RefSeq and is a predicted model, not a curated record. NCBI's taxonomy places the organism in Eukaryota, Metazoa, Arthropoda, Insecta, Hemiptera, Delphacidae. Bases 252 to 644 code for a protein of 130 amino acids. The transcript is spliced from 4 exons. Gene Ontology annotation, cellular component: intracellular membrane-bounded organelle; membrane. Gene Ontology annotation, molecular function: heme binding.
AGGUAUGAUUAUUUUGAUUGGUCAUAUUUCAUUUUAUUCGGUUUCAGUUCUGCUUCUGGUGCUUUUGUAUUCGGGUUGUGUGAAGUGUUGAUUUGAGUGAUACAGUCAUUUGCACAAUAGUUUAUUCAACAACCUGUAGCAGUUGAACAUUUUUGUGUUUUGAUUGGAGUUCUAGUUUUUUAGAACUUCAGUUGUAAAUCUUGUGCUAAUAAUAUUAUUUGAGUUGUCAAUAAUUUCACCCAGUGAUAGACAUGGCUUCAGAAACAAAAAUGUUUCGUCUCAAAGAAGUGCACGCUGACCCCAAAAAGCCUUGGAUUGUAAUCCACAAUUCAGUAUAUGACGUUACCAAAUUUCUGAAUGAGCACCCUGGUGGUGAGGAGGUGCUGCUGGAGCAGAUUGGCAAGGAUGGCACAGAGGCGUUCGAGGAUGUCGGCCACUCGACAGACGCCCGCGAAAUGAUGGCCAAAUACAAAAUUGGAGAACUAGUCGAGGAGGAUAGGUUUCAAGAAGAAGACAAGUCGACUCCAAAGACUUGGACAUCUGAUAACGAGACCAGCGAGAGCUCUUGGAAGUCGUGGCUUUACCCAGUGGCGUUUGGUAUCGUGGCUACGAUCGUCUACAGAUUCUUCUUCAUCAACCACUAAACAACCAGUGAGAAAUAGCUCUGAACACAACGGAUGAAACAAAUUCCUAUGACCAAUACGGACUGAGAUAGCAACUGGUGGAAGCUAGAAGAUAUCUCCGAGAAUACUACUAAUGUGAAAUUAUUCUAGUAUUUAAAUAUCGAUGUUAUAUGAAUGUGAAACAUACUUAUAAAAUUUCGAUUGUGUGUACCUCCUAACUUAACUAGCACAAUCAAGGGCAUAAUGUCCUCAUAAUAUACACUAUUUAUACACACUUUAAUGGAUAGUAAGAAUAUUGACAAAAUCCUGAUCCAUUGUUAGUAUUGUGAAACCUCUAUUAUAAACCGAUAUUGUAUUCAAGUAUUGGAAUACCCUUCAAGUUACGUUUUCCAACAAUUGUAUCUUUUGAUAAUUGACAAUAAAUGCGAGGAUUCUUUGAAACAGUUAUUGAGAUUUGAUGUUUUCAAAAUGUUUCUGUCUUGAAACAGCAAAAUCUAUAUUAAUAUUAUAAUGAUUCAAUUUCAAUUUUGAAACAUUUUCUUUAUGAGGAGAAUGUUGGUUUCAAGUAAUUGAUAUAUUAUUGUCAUCACGAAGAAAAUUAUUGUAUCAAAAAAUGAUAUUUAUAACUGGUUUAUUGCUGCCAAUAAUUUGCAAUUAAAAUGAUUCAAGAAAAGUGGUAAAACAUUUUAAAAUGUUUUAUUCAAGACAUCAUUUAGGCUUUAAGAAAGCUAUCCUGUUGAUACACGCAACCUUAAAAAUUAUAGAAAGUAUUAGAAUACCCUAAUUCCCAAUGAAUAAUAGGUACAUUAUAUGGCCGUGG